Geodia barretti is the source of this 624-nucleotide messenger RNA. NCBI's taxonomy places the organism in Eukaryota, Metazoa, Porifera, Demospongiae, Tetractinellida, Geodiidae. The record is from the annotation of a GenBank genome assembly.
AGUCGUCGUCUGCCCGCCCUUCACCUGCUUGGAACCCGUGCGCACGGCCCUUGCCGACAGCGCCAUUGGACUGGGGGCCCAGAACAUGCACUGGGAGCGGCAGGGAGCUUCACCGGAGAAAUAUCCUCCGACAUGCUCUUGGCGGCCGGUUGCUCUUAUGUGUUGCUAGGGCAUUCCGAGAGAAGACAAUUUUGCGGUGAGGACGAUUCGCAGGUCAACCGCAAGCUAGUCUGUGCCCUCCGAGCCGGCCUGUGCCCAAUCGUCUGCGUCGGCGAGACCCUGCAAGAGCGCGAAGCCAGCCGAAUUGAGGAGGUCGUCCUCGGCCAAGUGGGCGGUGCCCUAGCCGGGAUUGAGGCGAGCGCCGCUAGCGCGGUGCUGUGGGCGUACGAGCCGGUUUGGGCGAUUGGCACGGGCGUGACGGCGACGGCCGCGCAAGCCGAAGAGGUGCAUGCGAUGAUCCGCCACUUCCUCGCUGGGCACUUGGUGCGCAUCCAGUACGGCGGCAGCGUCAAGCCCGAAAACGCCGCCGAGCUCUUUGCCCAAGACAACAUCGACGGGGGCUUGAUCGGCGGUGCCGCGCUGGACGCCGGGCAGUUUGCCGCUAUUGUGAAGGCCGCCCUUUAA